AUCAUCAGUGAUAGGCGUGUCGUGUCGGAUUACAGAGGGCGCUGGAUUAGACGGGCUCCAGAUUACCGUGGGCCUAGUAUUACCGUUUGUUGCUUCUGUUUCAGAUAUUAUGUUUACACGCUAUUAAUAUUAAUUGAUUAUAUCGUAAGAUUUAAUUAUAAUAAUAUGUAUUUAAUAUAUUUAUUUUAUAUCAUGGCAAAUAAAAUGACCUGAUUAAGUAUUAUUUACUCAAUCACGCGGAAAAGGAGACUUUAAUCGUUAUUUAUUAAUCUAAGUUAUUUAUGAAUUGAAUACCUUUAUUACUUGCUGUCUUUGUUACAUAGUGGUUGGUUUAUAUGGUUAAAAAUUGAGUUUCUAUGCUCAUUUUCCCUAUCUGUCAUCUUUUUAAUUUAUUAUUUAAAUAAAAGUUUGCCAUUUUCAUAUGCAAUGUUAGUUAUCUCUAUCUAUUUAUCUAUUAUUAUGAUUGCGGAAGCUUUUGUAUUUGGAGGAGUGGAUAAUGCUUCUUCUACGGGCUCUCCGAUGGUGCUCCUAGAUUUUUUGUUUGAUAAAGAUUCAUUCUAUAAUUGCGCGUCAUUUAGAAAAGAUUGUAAACUCGCUCAUGUCUUUGUAAUGAAGAAUCCAGAUGAAAUGUGCACUUAUGGCAUCCCAGCUUGACGUAGCAACAAAAUCUAGUCAAGCAUUGGAUUCCAUAGCAAGCUGGUUCUUGUUCUUUAGUGACAUUUACGUUCGAUAACUAUCUGACAGUUACAGUUAAUCAUUUGCAUACGCAAAGGUAAUAUAACCGCUUCUCAUCACACUGAAUCGAUCGUCCAUUCAAAAUAUUUGAUAGAUCAAGCCUGAUUGUUAUUUUUAUAUAUUUCAGACAUCGUUGUAUGUAUCGGUUAAUAAAAUAGUUAGAUUUUUCUGGAGUAGCAACCAAGUAACACCUACGUUAAUUACAGAUUGAAAACAUAUUAUUGACAGUUCUAUCUGACGUAGAGAAUAAGGUUUCUAGAUGUCCGGGAAAUCCGGGAAAGCCCCGGAAGUUGGCGUCCGGUCUCGUGUCCAGUAAUUACACUUAUUAGUCAAAUGCUACAGAACAGUGUCGCUCAACGCUGCGCUAGUGUUGUCGGGGCUUCUUCCGCUGGAUCUUCGGGUCCAUGAAGCAUCACGGCUUUAUGAAGCCAAACGUGGAAAGCCCUUGGAAAUACUGUGCGACAGAAAGGUCCACCCCGGGAGCAGCAGCGUGAUAGGCUUUGAGUGUGUGGAAAACGCGGAGGAGGAUGGCAAAACGGCAAAAGGUCUUGUGAAGAUCUAUACAGAUGGUAGCAAACUGGAGGGAAAAGUAGGAGCUGCCCUGACCUGUUGGAAAGGGCAGGUGGAAGUACUGUCCCGAAAGUUUAAGCUGGAGCCAUACUGUACAGUCUUCCAAGCCGAGCUGUAUGCUAUCCUCCGAGCCACGGAAUGCGUGCUAGGGAAAGAAUGGAAGGAAGUCGCCGUACUCAGAGACUCGAGAUCUGCUCUCCAGUCGCUGGCUGAUCCAGACUCCUCACACCCGAUCACAAAGGCAAUACAGGGGAACCUGGUCCAACUUAGGGAAAACGGAAAAACCGUAUCCCUAUAUUGGAUCAGGGCCCACGUCGGCGUGGUCGGGAACGAGAGAUGACGACGGAUGAGCUAGCGAAGGGAGCGACUCUUGGGUUGAAAUGUAAAUCGCACUAUGACGGCUGCCCCAUCUCUUUUGUCAAGCGACAUUUACGCGCUGAGACAAAAGUAGAAUGGGGCAGACGUUAUAGAAACGAAAAUACGGCGGCCACAACAAAGGCAUUUUUCCCUUGCGUGGAAAAUGCAUUUGGAAUAGUAAGGAAGAUUGAGAUUGACAGGAUUGCUGCUCAGAUAUUUACGGGACACGGAGGUUUUUCCGCCUACCUCCAUAGAUUUAAGAAGAAGGACAACCCUAGAUGCGUCUGCGACCCAGGUGCGAGGAGGACAUCUUCCAUGUUCUCACAGAGUGCCCCCAGUACGAAACACAAAGACACACACUACAAACACGCAUUGAUACACAAAUCAGUAAGGACACAUUAAGGGAAAUCUUUGAAAAUGUGAAAGAAAGGAGACUAUUCUUAGAGUUUAGAAAGAAAUAAGGACUAGUAAAUAAAGCUAAUACAGCACCUCAAUUGUAAAAGAAGUAUUUAUAAUGAAAAUGUAAAAAUAAGAUAUAUAACAAGAAGCAAAUGUGUAAAAAUUCAUAGAAAAUAAAUAAACAAGAAAAAUGAUUGUAAAAUAGAUAUAAGAAAUUAAAAACUCAGAGAAACGAAAAUGUAAAUAUUCAUAAUAAGAAAAAAUAUGUAAUAGAAUUAUAAAGAUAAGAGAUAAAAAAAAACAAAAAAAAGAAGCACAAAAAAAGAAGCACAAAAAAAGAAAACAAAAGAAUGGAAAACAAAACAGAAUAUAGACACGAUAAAUAACAUAAAGACCUGUAACAAAACGGGGAUUAAUUAGAAAAAAAAAUACACUUAUUAUCCUGGAAUCCGCGAAUACCAUUUUUUAAUCACAAUAUUAUUUACCCUAGGUUCAGGAGGCCAUGGCCCAGGGCGGAAGUCUGCGAGGGCGACAGAAGCCAGAUAAUUGAAUUCGUUAUAGGACUAUAUCCAGGAAUUGAUAAGCUUGAAUCUGGCAACCAUUUUAGAGAAUCUAAGCUGGCCAUUUAUGUAUUGAAAGUACUAAAUAAAAUGUACUUCAUUACUUUGAUUACUGUAUCUACACGCAUUUCUUCAGGAGACUUCAGCUGUUAAAUACAAACCGUUGAAGAGAUCAUUACCCGAUUUGCUUCUCAGUUUUACUAUGAAUAACAUACCUACUUAUGAAUGGAUUUUCUUUGCUAACAGUCUUUGCAGUCUUUGUAUUGCAUACUGUAAAUCUAACUUCACAAUUGUAUUCUGAAAUUACCGGAGAAAAUUACACAAUUACACCUACGGCACCUACCUAGCCAAAAGGUAAUAAUCUCGGAACCAAAUAAAUUCAAAUUGUCACGCUCGCGACCAACGAAGUUCUAAUAAUGCUUAAAUUACGUGUUUUUUUUUCUCUUCUACAACAUGUAUCGUGCUUAUGAUACCCAUCUUUGUAUUUUCUCACAGUUGUAAGAUGCUAAUGCACGCUAAAAAGUUCCUGAGUUAUAAAAGUCCUUGUGUUUUGAUAAUUAAAUCAAAUGUUAUGGCGGAAAUACGUAUUUUGAACACGUACGUAUUGAAUGUUGAACUCUUGACUGAUAGUCUUCUUGAGUAACUCCAUACGCAAAAAGAAACAAACAUAAUCGUUAUAAAUAACCCAUUGCCUAGAGCAGAUGUUUUCUUGCGAACAAUGAAAAAAUUCUCGCAUACACUUACCGAUAUAUAGCGCGACAGAGCAAUAGCAUUGCACAGCGGACGCAUCCACAGACGAAAUCAAGCAUAAACCACUGGAAUUCCUUGACCUUCCAGAAACUAUGCAAGUUCAACCACACAUGUACACUUCCGCGAUACAAUCGGCGAGAAACAACUCGUUAAUUAAACCGGUGCACUUUUCCAAUCGUUUGUAAACAACUGCACGUAUGUAUCGGUUUCCAAAACUCUUUAGUGUCGAAUCGAAUCGCAUACGUUAUCGAUGAGUGUGCCUGCUAUGGAGUUUUUGAUUUCUUUUUUUUUUUCUUCGUGUUAUGAUCGAGAACCGCGAUGUGCGUGCUGCCGGCUCGGCGCGGCCGCUGCCAAUAAGUUGCUACUUUAAGUACAGGCUACUCAAAGACGAGAAAUUCUUGUAUGCACAGUGUUUUCUAUGUAGUAGGUUUGAAAAUCGAACAACUACAUGUGUUCGCCACGAUUUUGUUCUUCGCUAAAGUUAUUCGUAAACCGGUGGAGAAUAUCAUUCGCCUAUUACGCUAUGUAGAAGCGAGUUUGUAGAAGUUUUAUUAAGCCGCGGUGUGCAAGUUUGUAAAAAAAACACAUAAGCACGUGAUUGAUUGAUUGAUUGGCGGUAGAUGAUACUAUAACAAUAGGACAAUAGUCGGUUAAUCGUCUAGCCGUGUUUUUCUUCGCCGGGACACAUUGUUAGGACGCCUCGUUCUCCGGAUAUACGCAGAUACCCUCAGCAUGACUGAUCAGGAAGAUUGUAUAAGCCGAUUCUUCUCCGAAGAUAAACCUAACGCCUCCGCACAAAAUCUUCUCAAGAUUCCAUCAGAUUCCAACCUUGAAUCUUCUCAAAACUUGAGUCAGUGUUCUAUGGAGUCUGAUACAGAGGGGCUUAGCCUGUCUCAGCUGACUAUAGAGGAACAGGAGCCAAUCCGAAUAAAGCCUUUUUUCAACGUUACUCCAAGAGAAAUGCCGGUAUCACCUCACUAUGUGUUCGAAGAAGAAUUCGCUGCGAACCCGUGGGCAAUGAUGGUAGCGACAAUUUUUUUAACGAAAACCUUUGGUAAAGUCGCCAGACCCUACAUGAAAACCUUUUUCGAGGAUUAUCCGACGCCCUAUCACGUUCUUUCAGACACACCGUCCUCUUUAGAACAGUUUUUUGAUAAACUAGGCCUAAGAAAACGAGCUCACAUCAUUUGGAAACUUAGUUACCAAUUUGUCUCUUCCAAAUGGCGGCGGGCUAGCGACCUUUGUGGUAUAGGAAAAUAUGGAGAGGACGCCUACAGGAUAUUCUGUUUGGGUCACACUGAUUUGGUUCCUGGAGACAGAUACUUAAAGUUGUAUUUAGAUUGGCUGCAAGCGCAUACUGACUUUUUGGAAGAGCAGGGUGUAGUGGAUAGCGAAUACUUAAUUGAAGAUCCUGUUUUGAAAUACUACAGACUUACAUUGAGGGAAUCAUAGUACCUAUAUGUAGUAGUCACGUCGGAUAACUAAUGACAAAAAAUUUAAAAUUAUGUGAGUUGUUAAUUUUAUCAGUAGUAAUGUUUUAAGAAACUGAAUAAAAUAUAAAAUAAUAUUGCUA
Messenger RNA from Chilo suppressalis (striped riceborer), 4944 nucleotides. The record is from the annotation of a GenBank genome assembly. Lineage: Eukaryota; Metazoa; Arthropoda; Insecta; Lepidoptera; Crambidae.